Molecule: messenger RNA, 1594 nt
Organism: Zonotrichia leucophrys gambelii
Lineage: Eukaryota; Metazoa; Chordata; Aves; Passeriformes; Passerellidae
Gene: MRPL38
Product: mitochondrial ribosomal protein L38
Exons: 9
Coding region: 30-1166 (378 amino acids)
Cellular component (GO): mitochondrial large ribosomal subunit
Source: RefSeq, a predicted model, not a curated record
GGGGUCCUUCUCUAAGCGCGGCGCACAACAUGGCGGCGCCCUUGCUGAGCGCGGCUCUUCGUGGGGCCCGCGGCGGGCGGAGCUUCGGAACGGCCGCUGUGCUCUGGAAGAGGGCAGCCCCUCUGGGGCCCAUGCCCAACGAGGAUGUGGACGUGGCGAGGCUGGAGGAGCUGCAGCGGUACCGGAGCUUCACGCGGUACCUGCGGCAGGCGGAGCGGGCGGGCCGGGAGCCGCGCUGGUGGAACACCUACCGCAAACACAGCGACCCCCCUGCAGAGCCCCAGCCAGACAUUGGCCUGCCCCGUGAGAGGCUGUCCCGGGCAGAGGAGCUCAAGGAAAGGAAGAGGAUCCUGAGGGAGAACCGCCGCAAUGCUGAGAUGGAGCGGGCGGCGCGGCUCCGCACCGUGCUCAUUCCCCUCGACGAGGUCAGGGCUGAGUGGGAGAGGACCAGCGGCCCGUUCCACAAGCAGCGCGUGGCCAAGCACUGCGGGCUGUUCCGGGACCUGUUCAAGGGGGCCACCUUCACCCCCUGGGUGGCCCUGAGGGUGCACUACAGCCAGGAGGACGAGUACCUCGUGCCAGUCUACUAUGGGAACAUGGUGACUCCAUCAGAGGCUUCCAGUCCCCCUGAAGUGUCAUAUGAGGCAGACAAAGGCUCCCUCUGGACCUUGUUGCUCACAAAUCCAGAUGGACAUUUGAGGGAUGCAGACUCGGAGUACCUCCACUGGCUGGUGACAAACAUCCCAGGCAGUGACAUCAAGGCUGGUAAGGAGAUGUGCCACUACCUGCCCCCCUUCCCUGCCAUGGGGACAGGCUACCACCGCUUCAUCUUCCUGCUCUUCAAGCAACACGGUCCCAUCGACUUCAGCCAGGACGCUCGGCCCACGCCCUGCUACAGCCUGAAGAUGAGAACCUUCAGCACGUUUGACUUCUACAGAAAGCAUAAGGAUGCCAUGACCCCGGCAGGGCUGGCAUUUUUCCAGUGUCAGUGGGACAGCUCUGUCACUUCCACCUUCCAUCAGCUGCUCAACAUGAGGGAGCCGGUGUUCGAGUUCGUGCGGCCGCCGCCGUUCCACCCUCCGCAGGUGAAGUUCCCUCGGCACCAGCCCCUGAGGUACCUGGACAGGUACCGGGACACACAGGAGCCCACCUAUGGCAUCUACUAGGAGCUGUCCCCUCUGUGUCCCUGGGAUGCUGCCUCCUGGAUUUCCUGGGCUCCCCUCACUGCCUCAGGAGGGAAAUGGCAAAGUCGCAGCUCCCAGUUCCCCUGGGUGCUCUCAGGGCUGGCAGACAAGAACAUUCUUGUGAAGAAUAUAACAAGAACAUUCAAAGUGAAUCCAUAGCCAGGCUGAAACCUUGCUCCUGAUUCUGCAGCAGAGCUGGCAAUGACUGGGCAGGCUGCAUCUCCCCAGAGAUGCUCUGCCUUGCUUCCCUGCAAGGAUCACAGUUUUCCUUUUGCCUGUUUAUGGAGCAAACAGAGCCAGGCCAGCCUGGAUUUCCACCUCUCACAGUGCUGUGGUUCUGGACUGUGUCGGAUUUUAUUUGUGCAGUCCUCCUGGAGAGAUGAGUCUGAUUAAACAGUCUCUGAGCAGUG